GGGCGGUGAGGGCCGCGGCCCGGCGGGAUGGGGGAUGGCUGUCUCGCUGUCUCAAUUUCUCUCUCAGGAAAAGCCUGGUGGAGCCGGGGUGGAAACGAUGGAAGCGGGUCCCAUCGUGACGUCCAAGCAGCGAGAGGCGGUGGUGCACGGGGUGCCGACCGAGGUGGUGUGCACGGCCUUCUCCAACUCGGUCCUCGUGGUGGUCACACAGUACGGCAAGAUGGGCACCAUCGUCUACGUGGACCCCAACACCAUCGCUGACAACGUGGGCAGGCCCUCGCUCACCACGAAGGUGCUGCUGGGCAAGGAUGAGGUCUGUUUUCCCACCCCUAUCCUCCCCAGUCUAUGCCAUCCCCAUAAUGGACUUUAGUUGCCCACUCCCAAGUUUGCCUGCCAGCACCUUCCCUUGAUAAAGUUUAAUUUGUUUUGCUUCAACAAAAUGAGGUUUUAAUCGACCAUUUCACAAAGCUAGAGAGAAAGCAGAAGCAAAUAUGUUUCACAAAGCAUGGUCAAACAUUAAAAGAGAACGUUACAGAACUACAAGAUUGUGAGGCUUUCCAUUAGGGUUGAAGUUAUCACAUAUUACUUGCAAGCUUUAACUAGAAAAGAUGUAGCAACACAAGUUCCUGAUUCUAUCAGGAUUUCCCCUUAUGGAGUUCUUUCUCUUGAGCAAUAGCAUUCCCAUUUUGAAUGGGAGAUAUGCUUUCUCUGCUUUGAUAUCUGCUAUUGCUGACCACCUCUACUCCCAAGCUUAUUUUGUGUUUUAUUUAGAAACAGGAAGUGCUAUGUUUAUUUUGUUCCAUUCUAUUUUUAAAUAAUUUUAGCUAACUUAACUGAUCUUUAAACUUCAAUAAAAGACUCACUAGUUUGCUGCUUUCCUGUUUGUCACUGUUAACACCCUUCUUUGGGAUGUUACACACCAAACAGCAACUAAAAUCAAGCAAUCUCAUCCUUCUGACAGAUAGACAUCUGUGGGUGUAAAUGAAACCAAGCUGGGUGGUUCGAAGCUGUGCUGGGUGAGGUUGAGACUGUACAUUAGAAAACACCUCUUCACCAAGAGGGUGGUCAGACACUGGAACAGACUUGAGGUGGUUGAUGCUCUGAGCCUGUCAGUGUUUAAGAGCCAUUUGGACAAUCCUCUGAAUAAUAUUCUAACCUGGUCAGCUCUGAGUUGAUCAGGCAGUUGGACUAGAUGUUGUUGUAGGUGUCUUCCAGGUAAAAUAGUCAUUGCUGUUCUGAUCUUUUCGUGCUAAAGAAACCUCAUGGAAAAGGUUAUAUCCUUUUUUUUGCUUCCUUCAGCCUCAUGAUUAUUUCUGGUUUUCAUUAUUCUAUUAAA
Messenger RNA from Parus major (Great Tit), 1336 nucleotides. It is a transcript of the gene PSMG3, whose product is annotated as proteasome assembly chaperone 3. Lineage: Eukaryota; Metazoa; Chordata; Aves; Passeriformes; Paridae. The record is from RefSeq and is a predicted model, not a curated record. The transcript has 3 exons. Gene Ontology annotation, biological process: proteasome assembly. The coding region runs from base 35 to 370 and encodes 111 amino acids.